UCUGCUGCUGCUGCUGCUGCCUCGUCCGUCGAGCACGGUACACACGCUCUUCGGGCUUUUGGUUUUUAGUCUAUAGCCGUGUGCGCGCCAGUGUAUACGUUGCGAGUGUGUGCAUGCCGCCACCGCGCGAGUAUCCAAACGUAUAUCGCACAAAAGAGUGCACCCGACCAGUGCACCCGAUUACAACUGCGCGGAGAAUAAAAGUGUCCGAUAGAGAGAGAAAAAUUGCCAUGUCCUCCCUGUGUCUCUGUGCGUGAGAAUAUUUAUUUAUAUGUUACGUAGGAUAUAAUAAAAGGAUAUCGCGAAGCUUGAAACGGGUGUGCGUGCGUGCACGCGAUCAUAUACGCGCAGAGAGCCGAACCGACUGCCUAGAAGUAGUAGUCGAUCGUGUCGGUGCUAGCGGUGGUGCACGUAGCGCGCAGACGAGCUCAACUGGCGCGAGUCCGUCGUCGAUCGAUCGGUUGCGACACACACGCCAUGCGCGCCUUUAUGCUGCUGCUACCGCUGCUGCUGCUGCUGGCUGAACCCGUGGUGCUACUACUACCGCUGCCACUGCCAACGACAUCGUCCAUACGUCGCUGCAGCCUGCCUCGGUUGUAGUACCUGCGCAUUAAGUACGCCUGCGUGUGUAUACGUUUAUAACCAGCUCUAGGCUUCGCGGUCGAUGACUCGUGUUUGCCGCUGCUGCUGCUGCCAGCUCCUGCCCGCGUAUAGCGCAUAGCGUUAUACCUGCGCCGCGCCGUAUACGUUUGUGUACACAACGGCAUAGCUCCCGUAUACCGAUCGUCGUGCCAAUCCAGAGAGCUCCUGCCGGUCCACUGCUCCAGUGCUCCGAAAUUAAUCGUGUGCCAGUGUCCAUGUGCCUUUUACACCGCUCUCUUUCUCCGCGAGCGAGCCUGUGAUUGUGCAUUCAUGCCUCCUUCGUACAUGUGCCAGAGCGAUCGUAAUUAUAUAUAUGCUCCUUGUUGCGUGUGUGUAAGUGUGUGCUUUAAAGUCAGUGCUACUUUACUUGGCCGCGACCUGCAGCAGCUCCUGUUGAAUUACAAUCUCAAGGUUGCGCGUAUGUGCAAUUAAGCAACCGCGCGACACAUUGUCUGUGAUCCACGCGAUCGUGUGCAAUUUUUCUUUCUAUUGUUAUAACGUGUGCAUCGAUACGUCUCUGCAGUUGUUUUUACUUUCUUGCGGAGUAGUGCGAUCCUGACAGUUAUAGCCAUCGUCAACUUUGUUUUCCAAUAUCAAUAACAAUAAUGGUGCCGAGGUUGGCUUAGGUAUAUUUCAUUGCGAGCGUGAACCAAGGAACUCGAGACUGCAACCGGCUGGCGUGCACAGGCAGACAAGAUUUUCUCGAUAUUCACACGCCGAACCUCUGCUCCUUUUUUGUUUACGUCGUCGUCGUAGCUGCAAAAGUUGGCACGAUUACGCGAUAGGAUCGAGCUCUUCGCUCACGAAAACCAACAAAAAAAAACACACCAAAACGAAGCAACUAGACAGAGAGCGAGAGAAAGAGUGAGCAGACCCCCGAUGCUACGCAUUCAUUCAUAAGAUUCACUCAGCUGCAGCAUUGGGUAAAGAGUAGGAAAAAAAAGCAAAACAACAACAACAACGAGAAGAAAACAACGACAGCAGGAAGAAGUGCAGCCGAAACGAGGAGAAAGACGACGGCGAGAGAAAGGCAGGCGCUCGAGUUAACUUUAACCCUUUUGAGAGCGACGAGGACGGUGAGAGAAAAGGAAAGGAAGAAAUAUUCACGAAACAUACAUAAAGGCAGGAGAGGCUCUCCGUGUGUGCGUCCUGACUCCUGACCGGGGCCGGUAUACGUACUGCGUUGUACAGGUAUAUUGGGGAUUCACGAAGCUCGGAGCUCGGUAGUAGCUGUCAGUGUAUGGGUGCGCGCGCAGCGCCUCGCACAGACACGCACACCAACGGAAUCGCUCGAGCCGCAGGGCUUCGGGCCUCUCGCGACUCACUGUGUGUCUCUUGCAAAAAACCGGUUUCCUCCUGACCAACAUUAUACACAUCCUUUCUUACGUUAUAAACGCACGCACGCACACAGUCGUACUAUAUAUAUAACACAAACAACCGAAAGCAGCUCUGUUUGCGAGCGUAUAUACGCGAGCGAGAAGAGCGACGAGAAAUCGAAAAGAGUAUAAACACGCGUACGUAUACGCGAGAGAAAUAAAGCGAGGAAAAAAGAAGCGAGGAAAAAUAAAGCAAAGAAGAGAAGGAGGAAUCGAGCGGUAUCGAAAUUCCGCAACAGCGAGACCCGAUACACAGACACUGGCACACAAGGUAGAGUCGAUCGCAUCGAUCGUACGCGACGAUCGGCCAGUUAUAUUUAUAGUAGUGUAAGCAGCAGUCGAUUGUCAGCAUAUACGCGCCAUGCGCACGCCAAAGUGAGAAAUAUGUUAUCGAAAAAACAGUGCACGAUAGAUCUGGAGUAGCAGCAGUAGCAGCAGUGGCUGCGGUGGGCCUCGACGCCUUAAAAAUUCAUCAUCAUCGUUAUUGUGCAUGUGCAGUGUCGUCCUCGGUAUAGUGUGCAUGUUGUCGUGUGUCGUCGUGCGGUGCGCGUUGGUGCGCGUGCAGCAGUGUACAACGCUGCAUAGCAGCAGUAGUGUUAAUAAGUAGUGCAUUUUGUUUUUCUCUCUCUCUCCGUACAACAACGACACAACAGGGGGGUGCGCAAAAUCCCUGCCUGCCGCCUCGCGCGCGCGAUCAAAAAAAGAAUCAGGGCAUGAAGUAUGGCCGACAGCCGUCCACCGUCAAGUGUGCGCAGUGCCGUUGUCGGCUUCGCCGAUCGGGACACGGAUCCGCGGCGGGGCGAACGUCGGGCGCUGGUCGCGCGCGGCGCAACGUGGGCGCUCGCCUUCGGUCUGCUCGCCUGCAUAGCGCAAGUGGCGGCCACCGCCAUCCCCACCUGGGCCUACUUUCACAAUCCCGACGCUGGUACAGCGACGGAGACCGGAUACUUCGGGCCUUGGAGACAGUGCAAGUAUCUGCUUUACGGUCGAGAGAGAUGCGGUCAAGGUGUGACGAGACUCAAGCCCCUAUGGACAGUGUGGAUGGCCGGUGUGGCGGCUGCCGGGGCGUCGGUUCUGCUGGGUUUAAUCUUAGUCCUGAGUGUCCUGCAAUUGGCCAUGGCCUCGUCGGCGAAGCGCAUCGUCGUGUCCUACAGCGUGGCAGUCAUCGGCAAGGUCGCCCUCGCUACUCUCGCCACUUGCCUGGCCAUUGCAGCAGCGAGUCUAUUCGCCACGCAGACCGACGAUCGAGAUAACAGUUUCAUUGUGACCCGCGGUGAAGGCUUUUAUUUGCAGGUAGUCUCCAUAGUGCUGAAUUUCGGAGUUCUCGUGUCAGCCAUUUACGAGGGCAUAUACGCGCGACGUGGCGGCGAUCCCACGAGGCUCGGCAGGAACCACUACUCCGAGCACAGAGGAGCGACUUUCAGCAAUCCUGGAUAUCGAGAAAAUCGUCACUCCAAUAAUGGUGAGUUGGCGGCGACGGCGGCGGCGGCUCGAAGCGACGUAGGUGCGAUAUCAAUGGAAGAAAACGUAAUCGGUGGAGGCAUCUCGAUGACGGACGCCUCGGGCAAGCCGUACGUGGGCGGCGGCAGAUCGCAGCACGGCAACGGAUCGAUGGCGAGCGUCGCCACCUCGGGCAUAAGCGUCGUGUCGAGCGUCGGCUCGCCCCUGCGCAGCUCCCUCAAGAAGCCCAAGCCCCUCGGCAUACAGAAUCCGGGCUUCUCGUCCACCUCGCCCCAGCUGCAGCGCAACGGCUCCCAGAAGAAGGUGCGAAUACAGACGCACUCCACGGAGGUAUGAUAUAUCGGUCCGAGUCCGCGCUACGCGCGACGCGGACUCCGGCGGGCCCCCAGCGAUCAUCAUGGCAACAACGGCAGCACGAGGAACGGCGCCAGCAGCAGCAGCAGCAGCAGCAGCUCCCAGCAUCAUCAUCAGGCCAACAAUAAUCAUUACGCGGACCAGAGCGAGGCUCGCGUUGUUAUUGCGACGGCCGAUGAUAAAGCACGCGACGAGCAGCAGCAGCAGCAGCAGCAGCAGUCGUAAACUCGUUAUUCGUUAUUGUUAUGUAAACGCAACCCGUUUGUCGUACCAUUACAUGCGCUUUGAGAAUUUGUACAUAUUCACUAUUAUUACUGUAUGCGAUAUGCCGAUAGAUUAUGUGUAAAAAAAAGAAGAAGAAAAUCAAUCAGUCAUUGUAUUACGAUGCGUCGAUUUUAAAUGUUGUUGUAUAAAACUAUAUAAAGCACUAAAGUUUUUAUUGUCUCGCGUUGAUUUUUAAAUAAUAUUUAUUAUUAUUAUCAUUAUUUUUAUGCUUAUUAUGAUUAUUAUUAUAAUUAUUAUGAUUUUAAAAGUAAAUCUAGCAAACGUGAGAGCGAUGGGUGAUAUUAGUCAAUUUCUGUCCACUUUAUUCCGGCAAAAUAAUAGCAAUUGUUGUUCAAUUUUGUUAAAACCUUUAUCUAAAGCUUACUUUUAUGAAUAUUUAUUAGAUUUAUUUAUUAACAAGUUACACGCGUCAUGUGCAAUUGCAAAGAUCCGAUGAAAAACGAUAGGGCUGUACAUAAUGACACAAUAUGCUUGCGCACAUUGAGAGAGUAACAAAUUAAAGCAAAUCAUUUCGUAUGGUGUGAUUCAUAUUUUAGUAUAAUAUAUUGUACGUUAUUAACUGUUUGUGCAUAUGUAACUGUACAUUAUAAAAGAUAUUAUGUAUUAUAUGCCGGCCCUAACAGUAUCGUAGCUUCUAUUAAUACGCUCAAGUGCUUUAAACUAUUGUCAAUCAAAAUUUGGAUUAUGUAUAUGAUAUAUUGUUACAGAUAAACAAUAAGCUAUAAUAGUCACAACAUUUAAAGCACAACAUUUAUAAUGAAAGUGUUUCGAGAGAGAUCAACUUUUAAUUUCAAAUUGACUAUAGAAUUAUAAUGUAACUAUUUUGUUGACUUUAUACACAUUCGAAUAUAAGAUAAUGAUUAAAAGUAAUUGAAACGAUAAAACUUUUUAAACGCGAUUAUGUGAUAUGUAUUUGAAAUCUUAACUCCAUUAAAAAAUUAUGAUAUUAUACGUAUCCUGGUAGAAAUUGAUGGUAUAUAAUAAAUUGUUGCUUAAUUAUAAAUAUUUAACAAUACGUUAUUACUCACUUAUGCUCUCAUUGAACUUCCCAUUGAAACUAUUGCAUACUUCAAUGCGUCUUCGUAGAAACUAAUUUGAUUCGUUAUAAAUUUUUAAUCGUCACUGUAAAAUAUGCAGAAAAAAGCUAGAGAAAAAUACAUGUUUGCGUGUAAAAUUCAGCUACUACGUGAACAAUUUGUAUGAUAUGUGUUAUGAUUCUUACGAUUAUAACGAAUCCGUCCAGCCCCUUCGACGAGGCAACUUAUUGUCACAUAACGCAAGAAAUUCAUACCUGCAUAUUUUGCUUUUUUUAUAUUAUUAAAUAUUUUACAGCAACCCAAAUAUGGUUCAUAAGUAACACUUACAAUCACCAACUGUUGUACAAUUAAUAAUCAAAUGUCGAUCCCUCGUAACAGUGAUCCGUCCAAACAUACUCGUUUUAAUUUUUUUUCCAUUUUUGCGUCUUAUUGUCAAAAUACAAUUGUACUGCGAUAUUUUCAUGCUUACAUAUAACUUUAUAUAUUUUUUAAUAAAAUAUUACGGUUGAGCUCCAUAGGGGAUGAUUGUAAUUUCGUUAGGCUUUAGUUCAAACUGUAAUUGACGAAAAACCAAAACUACUGAGCUAAUGAUUAACUUUUAGUUAUUUAUGAAAAGAUGGUAUUUGAAGAAUAUACAUUAUAUAUAUAUUAGACGUAAGGUAAAGUGAGCGUAAAAUUUGUAAUUAUCGCGUGUGCGGCUGUGCACACGACAUCAGAAGGUGAAUUUCCAUUUUGUAGUUACUUUAAUGUAAAUGAAUCUUAUGUCGUUGAUUGGUUCUGAUAAUAAAAUUUCAAAUCCAACGACGGAAUAAUAAAAUAUCUAUAAAACUGUGAA
This is a messenger RNA of Trichogramma pretiosum, 5990 nucleotides long. RefSeq lists its product as uncharacterized. Lineage: Eukaryota; Metazoa; Arthropoda; Insecta; Hymenoptera; Trichogrammatidae. Bases 2739 to 3815 code for a protein of 358 amino acids. The record is from RefSeq and is a predicted model, not a curated record. The transcript has 7 exons.